AUGUUUGCCAGGCUAGGGGUGCCAGAGGAGAUACACAGUGACCAGGGGGGUAACUUCGAGUACCAGGUCUUCGCCAGAGUGUGCCAGUGCCUGAGGAUCUCUAAGACGCGGACCACCCCGCUGUAUCACCAGAGCGACGGGUUAGUGGAGCGAUUUAAUCGGAUGCUCACCACCCAGCUGGCCACCCUGGUGUCCCGGCACCAACGGGACUUCCAGGAAUCUACCGGGUGCACCCUGGCUGCGCUCAUGCUGGGCCGGGAAAUGCAAACCCCGGUGGACCUGGUCUUCGGCCCGCUGCCCGGAGAUGAGUCUGUACUGGCGGCUGGACUGGACUACAAGUGGAAACUGCGGCAGCGGAUGUGGUGGGUGCAGAACUUUGCCCUUACUAUUAUUUAUAGUCCGGUAGAAGCGGCACUACGACCUGCGCUGCAGGGGGUCUGCCUUCCAGCCCAGGGUCUGGGUUUGGGUGUACAGCCCGUGCCAUCGUGGGAUGGGCCCGCUAAGGUUCUCGGGGUGGUGGGUGGGGUCUGCUACCGGGUCCAGUUGGGAACACAGGGGAGAGUGGUGGUCCUGCACCGAGACUGCCUGGCACCCAACCGGGUCCGGGAGGAUGAGCCCGGCAGGGAGGCUCUGGAGGAGCAGCCACCUUAUGUGUGUGUAUAUCCUGUGUUUGGGUUUUGGUGGCUGCAGACACUGAAAGACAAACACAAGAAAGCUCUAAAGGGGAAGUUUGAAGUUGUGUCUGAGGUAAUUGCUAAGCCAGGAGAGCAGACCCUCCUCGAUGAUGUCUUUACACACGUGUGGAUAACUGAGGGCAACUGUGUUGAGGUGAAUCAUGGACAUGAAGUCAGACAGAUAGAGACCGUCUCCAAAAUCACAAAAUCAGAGAUCCACUCCGUCAAGUGCAGCGAUAUUUUCAAACCACUGCCAGGACAGACCAGACCCAUCAGGACAGUACUGAUGAAGGGAGUUGCUGGCAUCGGGAAAACAUUCACUGUGCAGAAAUUCAUUCUCGACUGGGCUACUGGAAAAGACAACCAGGACUUUGACUUUAUAUUUUUUCUUCCAUUCCGUGAAUUAAACUUGAUCGAAUCAGAAAUGAGUUUACAGGAGCUAGUUCUGUAUAUCUGCCCAGAACUAAAAUCCUCUUAUAAUGUUUUAGAUGGCCACAAAGUCCUGUUCAUCUUUGAUGGUCUGGAUGAAAGCAAACAUCCUUUUAACUUUAAAACAAACCAGAGAUGGUCUGAUGUGAAAAAGCAAACUUCAGUGGACCUGUUGUUAACAAACCUCAUCAAGAGGAACUUUUCUAAUGAUGCCUUCAUCUGGAUCACUACCAGACCGGCUGCAGCAGGUCUGAUCCCUGCAGAGCUCAUCCGCAGGGUGACAGAGGUCCUGGGGUUUGAAGACCAGCAGAAGGAAGAGUACAUCAGAAAGAAGUGUAAGAACAGAGCUCUAGCAGACAGAAUUAUUUCACAUAUAAAGACACUGAGGAGUCUUUACAUGUUGUGCUAUGUUCCUGUUUUCUGCUGGAUUGUAGUUACUGUUCUGGAGCACACAUUGGAAGAGAGCAGAGGGGCCAAUCCAACAACACUGACAGAUUUCUAUACAUACUUUCUGCUUGUCUUACUCACAGCAAAGAAAAAUAAAGAAAAUGUCCUCAAAUCAAAUCAAGAAGCAAUUCUGAAGCUGGGAAAGCUGGCAUUUGAUAGUCUAGAGAAAAACAUCAUUUUUUUCUAUGAAAAAGAUUUGAGAGAAUAUGCCAUUGAUCUCCACAACUCCUCCCUUUACUCAGGGGUGUGGAAGGAAAUAUUUAAACAAGAUUCAGCCUUAUUUCAGGAAAAGGUGUACUGCUUUUUACACCUUACUGUCCAGGAGUAUUUUGCAGCUCUGUAUGUUUUCGGUUCCUAUCAAAACAAUAAUAGUAACCCACUAAAGAAAACAGUUCUGGGUGUUUCCAGGUUGGGAAGAAUAUCUCUAUUCAGCCUGAAUAAAGGUGCUCUAGAAAGAGCCAUCCAGAGCAGGACUGGUCACCUUGAUCUGUUUGUCCGAUUCCUUUUGGGGAUGGAAAUGAAGAACAACCAGGAGCUUCUGAAGGGAUUCCUGUCACACACACAAGAUCACUCCAGUGACAUCCAGAAAACAGCAGGAUUCAUCAAGAAGCUCAUUAGAGGAACUUCCUCUCCUGAAAGAUGCAUGAACCUUUUCCACUGUCUGAGUGAACUGAAGGACAAGUCUUUAAUGGAUGAGUUCAAUGUGACUCUGGAUAAAGUAAAACGUUCAGAACAAACACUCUCACCUUCCCAGUGUUCAGCACUUGCCUAUUUCUCCCUGCUGUCUGAGAAAGAGAUUGAUGUUUUUGACAUGAGAGAAUAUGCUACAUCAGAGGAGUGUGUACGGAGAUUGUUAUCUAUGGCAAAAAUAAUAAAAACCCUUAGCGAAGACUUGGACAGAAAGAUGUGGAUGAGCUGUGCAGAUGUUCAGCUGUGCUCCUGUCUUUUUGUCUGCAGCAUGGAGAGAUGUGGACUAACAGAGAGAUGUUGUGAAGAUCUGGCCUCUGCUCUUCAGUCUCAACACUCCAGUCUGAGAGAGCUGGAUCUGGGUUACAAUGACCUGGGGGAUUCAAGAGUGAAACUAUUGUCUGCAGCUCUGAGGGAUCCCAACUGUAAAUUAACUACACUGGG
Lepisosteus oculatus (spotted gar) is the source of this 2681-nucleotide messenger RNA. The record is from RefSeq and is a predicted model, not a curated record. NCBI's taxonomy places the organism in Eukaryota, Metazoa, Chordata, Actinopteri, Semionotiformes, Lepisosteidae.